AUGCCUUAUCAUAGGUGCUCCUAUUUCGGUUGUAAGAACACCACAGUUACGAAGUCAAUGUUCCGAUUUCCAUGGAAUGAUUCAAAUCGCUUGAAAAUAUGGCUGAAUAAUUGUGGUAACAUGACUAUUACCCACCUACCAGCAGAAAGGCUUCGAACAAAAUAUAUAUGUAUUGAUCAUUUUAGUAAAGAAUAUUUGGCCAAUGUGACUGGUCGUAGAAAAAGGAUUAAUAGACUAGCCAUACCUGAACCAUAUCGAGAUGUUAAGACUCCUGACAGCUCAAGCACCUCUGUACCAGGCUCACCAGGAUUGAAAGUUUAUACACAUGAAAGAAUGUUUAUAAAUGACAUAGUUUUAAAGAAUAUAAAAAAAGAAAAGAGUGAAGAUCCUGAUGAAUCCGAUGACUUGAAAAAAGAAGUUUACUGGAGUCCACCUAAGAAAAGGAAACAAAAAAAUGAAAAUGAUUCACCAGAAUGUAAAAAUAUAAAAUCAUUACUAUUUAAGUCUUUAAAAAAAUUAAGACGUCUUGUUAAUAAGGACAAAUCAUUAAAAAAAAAGUUUGCCGAUAAAACUUUAAUUGAUUUAUCAAAACAAAAGUUUAGGAGUGAAUAUAGUAAAAUAAUGACUUUAAUGCAAUUUAAAGUAGCAAGAAAAGAAUGGACCAAUAAAGAAAGAGAAUUUUGCAUGUCAUUAUAUCGCAAAUCACCUGCAGCAUAUAAGUUUAUGUAUAAAUCUGGUAUUGUGUUGGCUUCUGUAUCUACAGUUCAACGCUGGUUUCAUAAAACUAAAUGUUUACCAGAAAAUGAUAUUAUUUUUGUUGAUAUAAACAAUGAAUCUAAUAAAACA
Molecule: messenger RNA, 846 nt
Organism: Brenthis ino (lesser marbled fritillary)
Lineage: Eukaryota; Metazoa; Arthropoda; Insecta; Lepidoptera; Nymphalidae
Source: the annotation of a GenBank genome assembly